AGAUCAUCCCAGUACAGGUGCUCAAACUGCAAUAGAACUAGAUAUAAUUCUUGCAAGUAGUAGUAAUAUCAAUAAUAUUAUUAUGGAUUCUGACUCUAGUUCAGAUACAGACUCUUCUAAUAACAAUUCUUUAGAUAAUAACUCUAAUCCUGAGGAAAGCUCAUCUGAAUCUGAAGCUGAUAUCAAUGUCAAUAUCACGCAUUUAAAAAAAAAGUAA
Molecule: messenger RNA, 217 nt
Organism: Ambispora leptoticha
Lineage: Eukaryota; Fungi; Glomeromycota; Glomeromycetes; Archaeosporales; Ambisporaceae
Source: the annotation of a GenBank genome assembly